AUGUUAUCAAAUGUAUCUAUGUUUAAAAUGACUUACAAAAGAUUGGCCAUUAGGGGAAAUAUGCAUUAUCAAGAGGUUGAAAUGACUAUUCAGCAAGGAAUAAUCAAGUGGCCGAUAGUGGUUCGGUUGGUCCUUAUUUUCACCAUAACUACAGUCUCUGCAUUUCAAACUCACACUGUCAAAACAAGUAUUGGUAUUAUAAACGGAUUUGUUGAAGAUGUAUCUUUAUCUGAGAAAACAGACUUUUUGUUACCUGAUGGCCCAUCUGGAACAACGGUUAAACUUCGUAAAUACUUCGGCAUUCCGUUUGCAGAGCCACCAGUUGGAAAUCGAAGAUUCAAGAAGCCAGAUCCGAAGACACCACUAACCACGCCCCUAAAUGCUUUUAACCAUAACAAGGCGUGUUUUCAAGUUACUCCUUUAAAGCAUGGUAAUGCACCGACAGAUGAGGAUUGUUUGUAUUUGAAUAUCUACGCCCCUGAAACAUUGCACAACGAAAAGCUUGCAGUGAUGAUAUGGAUAUAUGGGGGAGCUUUUAUGCAUGGGUUUUCCGACAUGUAUGUUGCUGACUUUUUGGCUAUUUACGGCAAUGUCAUUGUAGUCACUUUCAACUAUAGGAUGUCCGUUUGGGGAUUUUUAUCGACCGGUGACGAAAAUGCGCCGGGAAAUUAUGGUCUCUGGGAUCAACAUUUGGCGAUUAAAUGGAUACAUGACAAUAUAGCUAAGUUUGGUGGUGAUACAAACCGAGUUACAGUGUUUGGAGAGUCGGCUGGUUCGGCUAGUGUGAUAUUUCAAAGUCUUUACCCAGGUAACAAAGCACUGUUCCAACGUGCCAUAGCCCAAAGUGGAAGUAUCGGCGCUUUUUGGAGCGUCAAUGAAAAUACAACUCAAUUGGCUAGACACCUGGGUACACUAGCUGACUGCGAAACAGUAGAUAACAAAUCGCUGAUUGAUUGUUUGAGAGAUGUUCCAAAUCACAAACUAGAGGAAUUUGUGUCUGACUUCUCGUAUGGACUUGUCACCUUACCCUCUCCAUUCACACCUGUAAAUGAUGGUCUAUUUAUUAACUACGAUCAAAAACACGCCCUUGAUAUGGAAAAUGGGUUACCUGUUGACGCAAAAGAAAUGUUUUCCUCCGUAGAUUUGAUGACAGGAGUGAAUUCAGGAGAAGGAAGUAUAUUUGUGUUACCCUUUUUCGGAGUCAAGGACCGUGAAAAUUUUCUGCCAAACAGGACAUAUUUCGAAGAGUAUCUAGUCAGCAUAUUUUUCAACGCCGUUUACGGUGGAACUGUACCGCAAUCUGUACGGGCGUCCAUAAUUGCGGAAUACACAAACUGGAAAGAUCCGGAUAAUAAGUACAACGUAAGGGAUGAGUUUCUGUCCCUUUGGGGAGAUAGCGUAUUUGGUGAAGGACUUUACCGGACGCUGAAUAAACACGAAGCAUUAGCGUCGAACCAGAAAAAAACAUAUAUGUAUUUCUUUGACGAAGAACCAGAUUAUAGGAGUGGGUACGUUCCAAUGACUUGGUUUAAGAAACUAGGUCACGCGGAGGAUAUACCGUUCUUGUUUGGAUUUCUCAGUUCAAACUUAGCCAAUGAAUAUUUUAAAGUAACUCCCUCGGAAUGGGAAGAGAAGUUGUCUCGAGAUAUAAUUCGGCUGUGGUCAAACUUUGCUAAAACUGGAAACCCUAAUUCACCUUCUGAGACAGGAAUUAACUGGAUACCGUAUACAAAGACGAAUAAGACUUAUCUACAAAUUACACGUAACAUGACGUCAGAAAACGUCAAACGAUAAUGGAAUCAACGAAGAAUGACGUUUUGGAUGUCUCUUGUACCGGAAUUGAUGGAAAGGCGUUGUCUUGCAUCCAUUGCUAGUUCUUGGCAUACGCUGCCUUGUUUUGUUAUUUUAUACACUUUUUUCUUCUCUUUUUCACUCCACGUGAUCAGUAAAUUACUUUACUGGUAAACAAAA
Messenger RNA from Ruditapes philippinarum (Manila clam), 1971 nucleotides. RefSeq names its product cholinesterase 1-like. Lineage: Eukaryota; Metazoa; Mollusca; Bivalvia; Venerida; Veneridae. The record is from RefSeq and is a predicted model, not a curated record. Gene Ontology annotation, molecular function: neurexin family protein binding; signaling receptor activity. The transcript has 3 exons. The coding region runs from base 1 to 1794 and encodes 597 amino acids. Gene Ontology annotation, biological process: presynaptic membrane assembly; chemical synaptic transmission; synaptic vesicle endocytosis. Gene Ontology annotation, cellular component: cell surface; synapse.